AUGGCUAACAACCCAAUUAGGUGUGAGCGAGUUGGGUGGAUCGUGGCGGCUCCCCGAACCAACCUGGAUAGGAUUCUUUUUAUCAUUACAGCUUUGGUGAGGCGGUAUGAUGUGUUGGGGUUGGCGGGGGAGAACGUUCACCUGCCCUGCGAGGUGGACAAGGCUUCGUGCGGCGACUUCCACAGCAUUAAGUGGUACAAGGGCAAUGACAGGGUCUUCAUCUUCUCCGACACGGCCAACGUGAAGAGGGCAGAAGGGCCCCUACUAGACAGAACGGACUUCCACUAUGCAGCUAACGGUACGGAAAGCAGUCUGGAGAUCUUCCCGCUACGGACGGAGGACGAGGGCCUCUACAAGUGCGAGAUCACGUACCUGGCCGUCCGUGAGGCCUGUUCGGUGGUGCAGUUUGUCAACCUCACAACUCACGCGCUGCCGAAGUAUCUUCAGAUGACUUUCGAGGAUGGAUCGCCCGUCGAGACCGGCACAACAGUGGGGCCCUUCGACGAGGGCACCACCCUCACCCUCAUCUGUGAGUCAGGGGGAGGCAAGCCCGUCGCCCGCGUCACCUGGUUGAACGGCAGCCAAAAUCUAGCAGGGGAAUAUUCCGGCAUCUUGGAACAAGACGGGACGGGCAUAGGCAGGAACGUCCUCCACGUGCCCCUCACCCGGGCUGAUCUGGGCACCAACCUCACCUGUGAGGCCGACAACGCUGCCUUAACCUCACCAUUCACCGCCUCCGUCACUGUCGACCUCAAUGUGCCGCCGCUGAGCGUGACAGUGACCGGGGCGGAGUCAGCGACGUACGAGGGGGACCAGGUAACGCUGUCAUGUGUGGUGAAGGGAGCGAGGCCGGCCGCCAUCAUCACCUGGCUUAAUGGCUCCGUACCUGUCCAGGACGCCCCUACGCUCGUCAACGUCCAGGAGGACUCGGGCAAGAUCCGUCUCCCUGACGACACGUACGAGACUAGGAGUCGCCUGAAAUUCGAAGCCACACGAUUCGAGAACGGGCAGAGCUUCUCGUGCAAGGCCUCGAACGUGGUGCUUGAGAACAGGAACCAGGAGCCCAUGGACAGUAUGGUCAGCCUCGACGUUCACUACGCCCCCAUCGUGAGGGUCAGCCCAGAGAACGUCACUGUGAACGAGUCAAUGGACGUACUCAUCUUCUGCCAGUACAGCGCCAACCCUGCCAAGCUCUCCUACGUCUACUGGUACCAGGACGGUCGGCAGGUGAACGUGGCGGGGUCCUCAGAGAAGUACGGCAACGGUAACGUGGACCACCCGUCUCUCCUCAUCAAGAACAGCUCGGCGGCAGACAUGGGCGAGUACACCUGCCGGGUCUCCAACUCUGUCGGCGCCUCCGAAGUCACAAACAACGCCUUUGUCAGCGUGCAGUACCGGCCGCUGGUGCAGGUGGUGAUGGACCCGAUGGAACCUGUGUCCGAGGAGGACCGAGUUAAUGUCACUCUUAACUGUGACGUGGUGCGAGCCAACCCAGAGUACUUGGUGCGCGUCCGCUGGUACCUGGACGGUGAGCUACUGAAGGAACUACCGGAGUGUGACGGCAACUCGACCAUGUAUGACACCAACUCGGAGCUUUGUAACAUUGAUCCCUCCAAGCUACUCCUUGAAAACGUCUUCAAAGACUUCCAUGGAAACUACUCGUGUGAGGGCAUGAACGAUGCUGGCUGGGGCACCAGGUCAAACGAGGCCGAGUUGAUCGUCCACUAUCCUCCCGGCCAGGCCUCCAUUUCCUACGAGCCACCAAUGGUUGUUAAGGGUCUCUCCCUGGAGUUGACAUGCAACGUGGAGGACGCAGGCCGACCCGCCGCCACCACCUUCAGAUGGUACCGCGGGUCCCACCUGGUGCCUGAUGAAACUACGGCCACCUGGACUAUCAACCCCGUGUCUCUCGAGACCGAAGAUAACUUCACCUGCGUCCCAGUCAACAUUGAGGGAGAAGGAGAGAGAGCUACAGCUAAGAUUGAAGUUCUGGCUGCACCCGUGUUCAUCGACCGCCUCCCACCUUACCACGGAGCACUCAUGAACUCGGCGGAGGUGUCGCUCUCCUGUCGGGUGGAGUGCUCGCCCUUCUGCUCCGUCGAAUGGUUCAAGGACGACCUCAUGCUGCUCAACGACACCCACUACAAAGUUAGCACCAGCCGAAUGCCCCCUGAUCCCUCCUCCGGGGACCUGCAGAGCGCCAUGUCGGUGCUGACGUGGCAAAUGGACCGCUGGCCUAACGGUGUGCUGGACAGGGUCCAAGACAACGCCAACUACACUUGCACCUCCACCUCCAACAUGGCCGGGCCCGGGGUCACCUCUCACACCUACUUCAGGGUUGAGUACCCACCGGAGGAGAUCUUGGUGUCUGACUCCUACAUACAAGUAGUGGAGGGUGAAGUGCCUCCGAAGAUAGAGUGUCGUGCCUCCAGCUACCCCGAGGCUACAUAUGUAUGGCUGCACGGCGAGCACACCGUGGCUAAGGGCGCCGUGCUAAACCUGGAUCACCCCAUCGAGAGGCACCGUGCUGGCGACUACGAGUGUAUCGCCCAGAACCGCCACGGCAAGAUGACCUCCACCACCACCUUCGACAUCUUGUUCAAGCCGGAGUGUAAGAUCGACCGCCAGGACGGAGGAAGCGGAGAGGACGCCCACAUCCUGCUCAUUUGUCGUGCAGCAGCCAACCCAGAGGAGGUGGUCUUCAGGUGGCGGAUGUUGAACGAGACACUGACGCAGGACGUAACGUCGGAGGGCCUGGAGUCUCGGCUACGACUACCGGCGACGGCGGCCUCGCUGGGAACCUACUACUGCUACGUCAACAAUACCAUCGGCGAGUCCAUCCCCUGUGAAAUUGACGUAACAGGUGUCGCAGGCAUUAUGGAGAAGCUCGGGGACGACAACAUCAUCGUCAUCUCCGCCAUAGUAGCAGCCGUCAUCGUCCUCGUCCUCAUCAUCUGCGUCGUCAUUAUCGUCAUCUGCCGUAGACAAAGGCAAGCCGGAAAAUACAACGGUACGACCAACUUACAGGAGAGAGAGAACCCGGAAGGGACCUCGCCCCGCCCCGACCCCUUCUCCCCUGCCUCAGUCCAACCAGUACAUAAGUGGCCACUCCGUCCCGGCGUCCACGUGCACGUCAACUCACUCACUAGCCUGACCGACGAUUCUAAACCUAUGCACAACAAUAACACCAUGACGAACCUUUUUCCUCCCACCACCACCGCCCCACCUCCUCCUCACAACCCCCAGCAUUACCCGUACCACCAGCAUCCUCUCCAACACGCUUCCCAUCCCCUGGCCAACAACCACCACAACCAACAGGACAACCACCAUCCUAGUUAUUCCCACCCUCUACACCCUCACCAACAGUACCCGACUUUAGAUAGCAAACGUGCUGGCUCCAGCCUCCGCAAGCUUAAUUCCCACAAUAACCCGCACACACUUCCUCGCCAAACCUCUCUGGAUGUUUCACGGGAGGAUUUGGUGUCCUCAGACCACUCUCCCACCUCCCACUCCCAUCCUAAAUCUGCGACUAACAACAACAAAUACAGACCAAAAAGUGCUGUUUCUGACCUUGACGUAAACUUUCACACGGGGAAUUCAGUCGUGGUACAGACCAAGCCAGACAUCAGCGAGGGGUCGACGACCGGACGUAAGCGCAAAAAGCCAGGUCAAGAUCCUGAAGCUUCUAAACCCCCGACUACUGGUCCCAAAGAUAAUGGAAUUCCCUCGCCACCCGACGAUGACAAACAGACCUUCUACGAAAACCUGCCUUUCCACGGCAUGCAGCCACCGCCUAACAAGGACGCUCCGGAGGUGCCAGGGUCCAGCAUGGUGGGAGGAGGUGGUAGUGCAGGAGGCAGUCGACCUCCUAGCCAGCUAAGCCAGCAGGCAUCUUCCGGUUACGGAUCAACCCGAAGCAGGAAAGACGUCAAUCUCAAUCAGUCUAGCUCAGAGGAGGGCUCGAAGGAUCCCCCGAAGGUGCCAGGGAGGCGAGACGUGAGUUUCCGCCAGGAUGUGGCCCAGAUGGAAGAUGAGAAGGGUUUCAAUCGCGUUCAGAGGCAAAAUUCUGAGUCGUACGGUUCAUUAAGGAGCGCAUCAGAGAAGUCUGCUAAAAGUACGCUGGCAAAAACAGCAGCAUAUUUUUCCAUGAGGCUUACCGGAAACAAGAGAAAGGGGAGAAGUAAGGGUAACAGUGAGGAAAAUCACCAAAUGAUCGACAAACAGCCCACCAUACAAACUGUCCCAACCACAGAUUCUCCGACAUAUCCUUUGAGAGAGAACGAGAGUGAGGUUCUGGCUCCAAGCCAACACACCACACAUUUCACCUCCGAGACCAAACACACCAUCACAUCACAACCAUCUCAAAAUACCCUCAUCCUCGAGUCCAGUCAGACAUCCAAACUCACAGUCAUAGGUAGACCCCCAUCUAGAGCAGAUUCUAAUACCGACUCUAUAUACUCAGAAGGUUCGAGCAAUCGGAAUAUUCCACGACCAGGUAGAGCCACUAAAGUACGCAAUCACGAGCCCUCCUCUGACCCAAGGGCGAGUGACGUCACGGAAACGACAGAUACCUUGCCAACUCCAGCGCCACGAAACGGUACUGGCGGAAAAGUAAAGCACACGUACCAGAAUAUUCCUCUUCCCACCAAAGAUAACAUUACGAAUGCUCAGCGUCCUUCACCAAAACAACCACACCAUGUACUGCCUGAGAACCGAAAGACAGCCAACUACGGGUCAGCUCAGAAUCCUACGCCUAGCUCCUCGUCAUCCUCCUCUUCCCCAUCCUCCAGUCACUACCAGCCACAAUACCAAACUCAGUACCAACCACAGUACCAGCCACAUUACCAAAGAAAUCCAUCUGCAACAUAUAAACAAUACCCAUCAUCUUCAUCGCUAAAAGAGUCCCAUCCUCCGCCAUCAUAUAACUCAUGCUCGCGACAGUCAUACUCAUCCUCAACAUAUCCACAUAGGUUGGAGAACCAAUCACAUCCUGCCACUUCAUACCCAAACACUCAGUCACAUCCUGCCACGUCAUAUCCUAGUUCCCAAACCCACGCCUCUAAGGCAUAUCCACAACCUGCAAACAGUCAAUCACAUCUCCCUAAAUACGCUCCAGGAGUUGUGUACGCAGACCUAGCCUUAUCUCGUAAUGGCCAGCCAAACCAUUACAGAAGAGAUCUCAACACUGAGUAUGCCAUCCUCCAGUUUAAUGGUCCUAUUGUGGGACAGGAAAUCGACGUAUAAAAGCCGUUCCUUACCAGCCUGGGCGGGGGCGACCUGGAGUACGCUGACGUAGAUUACGCCACCUACAACUAUGGCCCCAUCCCCUACAAAGCCGCCUCCAUCACCAACGCCCAGGAGAAGAAGGC
Messenger RNA from Homarus americanus (American lobster), 5369 nucleotides. RefSeq names its product titin-like. The record is from RefSeq and is a predicted model, not a curated record. The transcript is spliced from 26 exons. NCBI's taxonomy places the organism in Eukaryota, Metazoa, Arthropoda, Malacostraca, Decapoda, Nephropidae. The coding region runs from base 1 to 5244 and encodes 1747 amino acids.